Molecule: messenger RNA, 681 nt
Organism: Stylonychia lemnae
Lineage: Eukaryota; Ciliophora; Spirotrichea; Sporadotrichida; Oxytrichidae
Source: the annotation of a GenBank genome assembly
AUGGAGGCUAACAACAAGUUGAGAAAUGAAAUUAUUGAUCAUGACAAGUUCAUACCUAAUAAGUGCAAACAAGAAUGCAAAUAGGCUUGUCCCAUCAACAAGACAGGAAAACUUUGUAUUGAAGUUACUCCCGCUUCAAGUGUCUGCUUUAUUUCUGAAAGCCUCUGUAUUGGUUGUGGUAUAUGCGUCAAGAGAUGUCAUUUUGAUGCCAUCAAGAUCAUCAACUUUCCCAAAGGUUUGACCAACGAAGUCAUUCAUAGACAUGGCCCUAAAGCUUUUAAAUUGCAUAGACUCCCUCAGCCAAGAGCUGGUGAGGUGUUAGGGUUAUUAAGAUCUAACGGUACCGGUAAAUCUACUGCACUUAUAAUCCUAAAUGGUAGCAUUAAACCUAAUCUAGGUAGAUGUGAGAACCCUCCUGAAUGGAAAGAGAUCCUAAAAUUUUUCAGAGGUAGUGAGCUUCAAAAUUAUUUCACUAAUAUGCUUGAGAAAAAUUUGAAGUCUUAGAUAAAAAUUCAAUAUGUAGACAGUGUAGCAAAGUCAAAGGCUGCUUAAAGUAUUGUAGGAAAGAGACUUAAAAUUGUAGAUUAGAGAGAUAAAUUAGCUGAAAUCAUUGAUAAAUUGGACCUUGAAAGUAUUCUUGAACGAGAGAUUAAACAAUUGAGUGGUGGUGAGCUUUAGUGA